Messenger RNA from Trichoderma atroviride IMI 206040, 1143 nucleotides. RefSeq lists its product as uncharacterized. NCBI's taxonomy places the organism in Eukaryota, Fungi, Ascomycota, Sordariomycetes, Hypocreales, Hypocreaceae. The record is from RefSeq and is a predicted model, not a curated record.
AUGGGCGUUCCAAAUCGUGGUCCACAGCUCAUUGCUGUGGUAGCUGUGCUCCUGGCCUUUUCACUCACGGCCAUUAUUCUCAGAUGCUAUGUCAGGAUAAGCCUCGUCAAGGCCUUUGGCGUGGAUGAUUAUCUCAUGGUCUUUGCCAUGAUGACCUUUAUAGCCUUUUGCUCUGUAUGUCUCACGGGCGUACACUAUGGCACCGGCCGCCAUUACUGGGAUCUCCAGGAACACGAUAUCCAGGAAGCGUUGAUGUACUGGUACUUCUGCUACAUCUGGUACUGCGUAACAAUGGUUCUCACCAAAAUCUCCAUUGGAUACUUCCUUCUCCGCAUCACCGUCGAGAAGAUACACAACUGGAUCAUCCUCAUCGUCAUGUCGCUCAGUGUCAUCACGGGCAUCUGCUUCUUGUUCAUCACCACGUUCCAGUGCCACCCCAUUUCAUUUUUCUGGAACAAGAACCAAGACGGAAACUGCAUCAACAUCGACGUCAUCAUCGCCUUCACCUACCUCUACAGUGCUUUUAGCGUCAUCUGCGACUUUACUUUUGCGCUGCUCCCGAUUGUGCUCAUCAUGCAGCUCCAGAUGAACAACAAGACCAAGCUUGCAUUAAUCCCCGUCAUGCUGAUGGCUUGCGUUGCGAGUGUUGCCGUCGUUGUUCGAUUCCCCUAUGUCAAGGACUUCAAGACCCUUGACUUCUUGUGGGCCACGAUCGACAUCGCCAUUUGGUCAACCGUCGAACAAGGCCUGGCCAUCACAGCCGGCAGCCUCGCCACCAUCCGACCGCUCUUCCGCAAGAUUGCAGCCAAACUUGGCUGGUCGACAAUGGGAUCGAACUUGCCACCCACCGGCGAAUCCGCGGGCAACCGCCAGACCACUGGCCGAUCGAGAAAAAACAAGUCAAGAGACCCCUUCAGUCUCGCGACUUUCAACCGCGAAGAGGACGAGGAGUCAAACGGACACAUCAAGCUGGUGGACAAUUACCCAGGAAACUUCCAAACGACAAUCACCACCAUCACUGCCGAUCCGAAAUCCGUGUGGAAGUCGUCGAACCGACACAAGGGGGACAACGAGAGCGAGGAAGAGCUGCAGAUGGAGGGAUCAAAAGUCAGAAGCUUCCUCAUCACUGAAGAAAAUGUAUGA